Messenger RNA from Dicentrarchus labrax (European seabass), 4049 nucleotides. RefSeq names its product discoidin, CUB and LCCL domain containing 2 (gene dcbld2). Lineage: Eukaryota; Metazoa; Chordata; Actinopteri; Moronidae. The record is from RefSeq and is a predicted model, not a curated record. The coding region runs from base 286 to 2373 and encodes 695 amino acids. The transcript is spliced from 15 exons.
UGGAUGUGUGUGUGUGUGUGUGUGUGUGUGUGUGUGUGUGUGUGUGUGUAUGUGUGUGUGUGUGUGUAUGUGUGUGUGGAGCAGUUACCUCCAUAGUGAGAGUGUCGCUAACCACUGGAUUGUUAAAACGACAAGCGGAAAGAUAUCCUCGCGAGGGAACCACACGCGGACACGCUCUCGAGGAGUUUAGUGUUUGCCUCCCCGACCUCCCUCCCUCGGUACAGGUUGAAGCGGUGCCUGAGCCGGUCCAGAAGCGAGCAUUAUGCAUUCAGACUGCAGGCUGCUAUGGGCAGAGCGGUAAUGGUGGGCAGGGGACCGACAGGGGCCGGGGUUCUCGUCCUGUCGAUUCUCAUCAUUCUCACCACGGAAGGCUGUCGAGCGCAGAAAGGUGAUGGCUGUGGCCCCAGUGUACUUGGCCCCAGUAGUGGGACUCUGUCCUCUCUGGGUUACCCGGGGACGUACCCAAACAACACGGUGUGUGAGUGGGAAAUCAGUGUGCCCCGAGGCAACAGGAUCCACUUUCGUUUUGCUGAGCUGGACAUAGAAGACAGCGACUGCCAGGUCAACUACCUCCGCCUCUACAACGGCAUUGGGCCCGAGAGGAGUGAGAUUGUGAAGUACUGCGGUUUGGGUCUGAAAAUCAAAGCGCUGAUCGAGUCCACUGGCAACCAGGUCACUGUCCAGUUCAUGAGUGGGACCCACUACAGUGGACGUGGAUUCUACCUGUCCUACUCCACCACUGAACACACAGAUCUAAUUACCUGCCUGGACAAAGGAACUGAUUUCCCAGAGGCAGAGUUCAGUAAAUACUGUCCAGCCGGCUGCUUGACAUCUACUGAGGAGAUUUCUGGAACGAUACCUAAUGGAUACAGAGAGUCCUCUCCUCUGUGUGUGGCAGCCGUCCACGCAGGUGUGGUGUCUAACGCUGAGGGAGGGAGGAUCUCCGUGGUCAACAGUAAAGGCAUCCCUCACUAUGAGGCCACACUGGCUAACAAUGUCACGUCCACUGGAGGAACUUUGUCGAACAGCCUCUUCACCUUCAGGACCAGUGGCUGCUACGGAAAGCUGGGUUUGGAGUCUGGUGGUGUGGCGGACACUCAGCUCAAUGCUUCCUCUGUGUGGGAGUGGAACGUCAUCGGUCAAAACAGUGUGUGGAUUCCAUCAGGGGCGCGCCUUAAAAAGGCGGGUCUGCCCUGGGCCCCUUCUCAGAGCGACCAUAAGCAGUGGCUGCAGAUCGAUCUCAAGAGGGAGAAGAGGAUCACAGGUAUCAUCACCACUGGAUCUACCCUACGAGAAUACCAGUACUAUGUUUCAGCAUACCGGGUCCUGUACAGUAACAAUGGACAGGAGUGGCACAUCUACAGGGAAGCAAAUUCCACACAAGACAAGGUGUUCCAAGGCAACAUCAACUACCUGCAUGAGGUGAGGAAUAACUUCAUUCCUCCAAUCGAGGCCCGCUUCGUGAGGAUAAAUCCAACCCUAUGGCAACAGAGAAUCGCGCUCAAGUUGGAGCUGCUUGGCUGCCAAAUUCACGCAACGAGGCCAGGGCCGAGGAUGGUUCACCCCGUUCAUCAUCCUGCACCUCCAGCGGGUACAAGACGCCCACCUCACCUUGGUCAAACCACACACACCCCAGAGAUCAGAAACACUACUAUGCCUCCUCACACCGGCAAAGAUGUGGCGCUGGCUGCAGUUCUGGUUCCCGUGUUGGUCAUGGUUCUGACUGCUAUCAUCUUGAUUGUGGUUUGUGCCUGGCACUGGAGGAACAGGAAAAAGAGCUCUGAAGGAACAUACGAUCUCCCUCACUGGGAUCGCACAGAUUGGUGGAAGAGCAUGAAGCAGCUGUUGCCCUCUAAGGUGGUGGACACUGAGGACUCAGUUCGGUACAGCAGCAGCGAGGUGGGCCGGCUUACUGGGAGAGGUGCCGUACCCAGACUACAUGCCGAACCUGCAGAAUAUGCUCAGCCCCUGGUGAGUGGUGUUACAACAUUAGGUGCCCGGUCAACCUUUAAACCAGACGAGGGGCCCGACCCAGGAUACUCAGAUCCUGACCUGUACGACGCUCCCAUCUCACCGGACGUAUACCACGCCUACGCAGAACCACUGCCGGCUUCGGGAUCUGAAUACGCUACACCCAUUGUGGUCGAUAUGGGUUGCCACCCAUCAGGGGGCUCCUCUUUGAACCAGCCCUCCACAGUGUGUAGCUUCAUGGGCGCUGGGCCGGCCUCCCUGCACACACGGACAGACAGCAGCCAUUCGGGGAGGUCGGCUUACGACACGCCCAAGAACGCCACUGGACAGGUCACGCCCACUGAGGAUCUGACCUAUCAGGUACCUCAGAGUAGCACUCAGAAGCCAACGGGACAGAGCUGAAGAGUCUGGAUGCACAUGGCCUUAACCUGCCCCCCCCUCUCCCCUCCCCUCUCCCCUCACUGCCAACGCAACCCAAUGGACAAAGAUGCAGAGGUUGUUUAAGGAGGAGGAGGAGGAGGAGGUGUGAACCUGUGAGCCCUGGAGCCUGGGCUUGAGUCUUGAAUGAACACUACCUUAGCUUUAGAUUCAUCCGGAGAUGUCUGUAUUGCCUAAAUGUUUCUGCAUGGCCAAAAAUCUGCUUGUGUAGUGCCAUUACAGUCCUAUCACUGAAACCACAACAAUGAAUGUGUUCGUGCCAGGUGUGAGAGGUGGAGAUGGAUGGAUGGAUGGAUGAAAAGGAGAAAGCUGACUACUAUUUGAUAAAGACUUUGUCCCUGUUCUGUGAUCCUUAGUAGUUCUUGCAUUCUAUGAAACUGUGAUUUCCAUUAUUUCAUUAUUAUCCUGUUACAUACUGAACCAGGUUUAUCUGCAAUGUGCCUGAUGAUUUCCAUUCAGAAAUCUAACUGAAUGAAUUGCAUGUCGCAUCAAGUACCCCACAUCCAAGGUCAAAGAAUUCCUCCUUCCUAGAGAAACUCUAGCUUACCAUGGUACGUUUUGUCUUACUUCGUUUAAAAAGCAUGACUUGAAAUUGUGUAUAGUUCUAGUAAUUCCAUUACUGCAAACCUGUUCAAACUCUCAGAUGAUUUACUGAUAUUUAUUUUUAUUUUCACAUCCUGCUGAUGAGGAGAAACUCUUUUAAUUAAAAAAAAAUAGCCCACCACUACCCCUCACUGAUUACAGAUCAAAGAAUUGUGGUUGCACUGUUGUGAACAAAUUACUGACAGUUAAGUAGUCUCUCAUUAAACUUGUCAGAGGUUUUGCAUUUAUUAACUUUAAAAAAGGCUGAUUUGAUUCCAGUGAACUCCCCAAAGAGAAAAAACUUUUUGUAACGUCAAAGACCAAAUGUUGCCUUUUUUUCUGUUUAUGCAAUGUUAAUUCACAACAGAGCCAACUUUCACAACUGUGCCAACAAGUUUAACCAAAUAAACAUUAAAGCAGUCUUAAUGUAGGAAAAAAAAGAUUUUAUAGCCCUAGUUAGCUGAUGAUGUCCUAGCAAAAAGGUACAGAGAAAAGAGGUAGAUGGGUAAAUCUGUUACAGCUGAUGAUUUCGUAGAGUUUCCUGUGUGUUUGUCAUGAACUUUUAGAUUAUUUGCGCGUCGUGGUGAUUGUCUCGUUGAAAUUGGCGUUUGAGCUGUUCCUCCCUUGUAUCUAUGUGCUUCAACAAUCUGUAUGUGUGGUAGGCCAUUUUCCAUACUUCAGUCCUGUGUGUUUGUGUGUUUCGGACUGGUUUUGAUGUGGCUUGUUAUAAUUGUAGUAGGGUGUGUUCAGUCAUUGUCUGUAGCACCGGUAGACUGCAUUCCUCUCCUAUCCACCUGUGGUACUAAUCCGACCUAACGCUCUGUGGCAAGAGGGCAGAUGGAGAAAAAUGGAACAAGCUGCUUUAUAACAUUGAAAGAAUAACGACCUUGCCCGGGGAAGGUGCUAUUCACACAGCUGUGCCACCAAUCAUGCUUUGAUUAUGCUCAAUAAUCAAUGCAAUCUACGCAGAGUUCUGGUGCUCCCUGGUCACAGAGGGAUUGUGUUUAUGUGGCUCUCACUGAUUGUAUAUAGAGAAAUAAAGAGUUUUAAAAGGAAAA